Messenger RNA from Megalops cyprinoides (Indo-Pacific tarpon), 4010 nucleotides. RefSeq names its product sphingosine kinase 2 (gene sphk2). The coding region runs from base 678 to 3368 and encodes 896 amino acids. Gene Ontology annotation, cellular component: membrane; cytoplasm; intracellular membrane-bounded organelle. The record is from RefSeq and is a predicted model, not a curated record. Gene Ontology annotation, biological process: sphinganine-1-phosphate biosynthetic process; sphingosine biosynthetic process; positive regulation of apoptotic process. NCBI's taxonomy places the organism in Eukaryota, Metazoa, Chordata, Actinopteri, Elopiformes, Megalopidae. The transcript has 6 exons.
UUGUUGAUUCAGGCAAUGUUUACAAAGAGUGUCAUCCGUCAUAUACAAGACCAAUCAAAAUGGAAGUGAUAAAUACUCUAAGACGUUAGAAGCACUUUAAAACUAGUUCCUGCUGGAACUAGUUGGAUUUUGGGUUUAUAUGAGCCACUGGAUUUACACUCCAUUGGCUGGUCUCUGAAUCAGAGAUCCCUCAUGAAAUGACACUCUAGUGCGAGGAAUUGUUUAAUUCUAAACUGGAAUUUUGUGCAUUACAAAAAAAUAACCGGCUACUGAGUUUUGCAUAUUGCCUUCUAGUAGCAACUGUUUUAAAUUCAGAUGUUCUGAAUUCAAAAGUUUGAAAAAUUGAGCACUGAAGUGAAAAAUUUGUGAUAUCAGGGACAGGAAGCACUUGCUGUUUUUCCCCAGAUUUUUUGGCAAACUGACAAGCAAAGACACACAGCAAGGAAGUUUAGAGCUCAGAUUUGGGAUCAUACAAUCAGAAACACACCAACAAUCAGUCAGGGAGGUUAGGUUUACUUAUGUGCAUUAGCAGUAACUGACAGUGGGCAUACAGUAUUGCACUGUAGGAGUCACCAGCUGCGUGCCACAAACUCGCCUGUCUGUUCGGAAGAAUCUUGCGUAUACAUACAAGACAGUACUUUUCAUACUGCCCGAAACACUGAAUACCUUCACUAAGGAUGCGUUCCCCGGACCCCCUGACCCCCACCCCCGCGGAAGCUCUCCUGCACGGCCAGUUCGGGGGCUGGGGCAGCGGGGGCGCCAGCAGCGGCAACAGUAACAGCUGCCCCAACAGCCCGGGCGGCCCAAACACGCCCACGGCGGCCAGCUAUGCUCUCACCCUCACCCCCACCCACCUGCACGUCCAGAGGCUGGCGCCGCGGCCAGGGAAGGAGGCCAGGCUGCUGUUGCCCCUGUCGGAGCUGGCGGGCUGCAGCUGCCCCCGGGCGCCCGCGCCCCCGCUGCUGGUGCUGUACUGGUACCCCCCAGGCAAGCGGCGGAAGGGCGUGUCCAGGCGGCGGCAGGUCCGGGCCUACCUGGCGGAGAGCCGGACGGACGCGGAGAAGUGGACCGCCGCGGUGCAGUGUCUACUCAGGGGAGUGUCUGUCAGUGCCGCUACAGAAUUCAGCCGGAGCCUGCUGCCCCGCCCUCGCCGCCUGCUGCUUUUGGUCAAUCCUUUCAGUGGGCGGGGUCAGGCCAUGCAGUGGUGUCAGACCCACAUCCUGCCCAUGAUCAGAGAGGCCAACAUUAGUUACAACCUCAUUCAGACUGAGCGGCAGAAUCACGCCAGGGAGUUGAUCCGAGAGAUCUCUUUACCAGAAUGGGAUGGCAUCGUCAUCGUCUCUGGAGACGGGUUGCUACACGAGGUCAUCAAUGGACUGAUGGAACGUCCAGACUGGGAACAAGCAAUAAAGACGCCAGUUGGCAUAUUGCCCUGUGGCUCUGGAAAUGCUCUGGCUGGCUCAAUUAACCACUACGCAGGCUAUGACAUGUGCCUUCGUGAGCCCCUCCUGCUGAACUGUUGCUUCCUGCUCUGCCGAGGAGGGGUGAGACCCAUGGACCUGGUGUCCGUGACAACCAGCCCCUCCUCCUCCCACAACGGCCGUCCAGCUCCCAGGCGCCUCUUCUCCUUCCUGUCAGUGGCCUGGGGCUUUGUGUCAGACGUGGACAUCGAGAGUGAGCGCUACCGCGGCCUGGGGUCGGCCCGCUUCACCCUGGGGACGCUUGUCAGGCUGGCGUCCCUCAGGUCCUACAAGGGCCGGCUGUCCUACUUACCCCCGAAUGUCGUGGCCCCCUCUCCUGACGCCACCCCUCCCCCGCAGAAACGACCCCUGUCCCGGAGCAUCACAGAGGGGCUGGAGGGCUUUUGCAGGACCCCUAUUCACAGGACGGUCUCUGACAUGGGCCUGAGCGAGCAGCGGAGUCUUAGGAAAGGGGACGGAGAGAGGGAGCGGGAGAGGGAGAAGGAAAAGGAGAGGGAGAGGGAGAGGAGGCGUGAGAGGGCAAGGGGCGGAGGGGUGACCAGGGCAAGCAGCCUGGCUGAGGAUCGAGAAAGGGAAGGGGCAUUAGAGGCCGAGGAGCGGGAUAAGGAAAACUCUCGAGCCAGUACAGAUGGAGUAGAAAGGGAAGAAAGGAAUGACGGGGUGGAUGAGGGCAUUUCUGGGAAGGAUGAGGGGAUAGGGGAAGUGGGAAGAACAGAGGCAGAGGAGGGUGAGGACGAGCACGAUUCAGAUCAGAGAGGAAGAGACAGAAUGAGCGACAGUGGUGUUGAUGAUGCAGAGGCGCAGAGUGAAGGCGUUUUGGAAGCAAGGGAACUGAGUGAAGGGUAUGGAGUUGACAUGGGGAAAGAGGCAGAUGAGUCUGAGGGAUGUGACCCGUACCCAAGUGAGCAAGAGCAGGCCAGGAAGAGCCUGCGCAAAAAUUCGGCUCCAUCCAGCCAGAUAGCCAGCGCCUUUUUUGGCCAGCCAGUAGAUCAGGACUCCCCUCCCUUGGAGAGUGGUGCUUCCUACUGUGACGAUGAAAUGGAUCUUAAUGGGACAUAUUCCUUCCAGAGAGAGCCCUAUCCCCUAGAUAUCGCCAGAGAGCGAGCACUAACCAUUUCUUCCCCUUUUCGCCACUCCCCCUUUAUGUACAAGCCCAAAUCUUUGGAUCAGAACCAGAAUUCUACCAGACCACGACCUCUCUCUCUCCUCCACCAUUCCCACUCAAACUCCCUCCCCCCAAAACUCCCCUCCCUCUCUCUGUCCCUCUCCCCAACGCCUCCCCCAUCCCCCACAUGCCCCUCACCCCGCACUUCCUCUUACCUGGCCCCUCGUCCCAACACGCCCAACUCUGCCUCCCCUUCACCUUCCCUUCGCUCGCCAUCUCCGUCCUUCACCUUUGAUAUCGCUGAACCUGCUGGCCCUCUGAAAAAUCGGGGGCCUGUUACUGCUGCCUUCAACCCCCCGCAAGAUGACCUCCUCCCCCCCCUGGAUCAGCCCCUGCCGACGCGGGACUGGGUGACGAUCGAGGGGGAUUUCGUCCUGGUCCUGGCCAUCUACCAGUCCCACCUGGGGGCAGAUCUCCUCGCCGCUCCUCAGGCCAAAUUCGACGACGGCCUGAUCCACCUCACCUUCGUCAGGGCAGGGAUCUCCAGAGCCACCCUCCUGCGACUCUUCCUGGCCAUGGAGAGAGGGGCUCACCUGUCACUCUCCUCCCCCUAUGUGAGCCAUGUCCCGGCCCGGGCUUUCCGGCUGCAGCCCCUCUCCCCUCGUGGGACCCUGACAGUUGAUGGAGAACUGGUGCCCUAUGGACCCCUGCAGGCCCAGGUCCACCCCUCCAUGGCCAGGCUCAUUGUUGGUGACGCUGGAGUGACGAUCACCAGAUUUUGACUCAGGGGCGGGCGGUGACACUCAGUUUCUUAAACGAUUCUAAUUUUGCAAUCUGUGAAGGAGGAAAGAGAUGGGAAGUAGCCUGAAUUGCAAUAACUACUUUUCUUGGAUUUGCUAAAGGGAUCAUUGCAUUGUACGUGAGAGGAUUAACACUGCUUUUACUGAAGGGAUGGCAAAGGCUCAUUGCACAGCGGGCGGAUUAGUGAGUUGACCGUCACGGGAGCUGAAAGUGAAAACUAAAGACUGUAAAACAAAUAAAAUGUGUGAAUGUGUGUUUGUAUACAAGUGUAUAUAUGGAUGUGUAUAUACAUUUUAUUAUAUACACAUACAUAAGUACAACACCUGUCCCUGCCUUAUAAAGUAAAGCUGCCUUCAAACAGCGAGAGGGAGCCACACCCUCAUGCAAAUGUGGUCCCACCCAAACCUCACAUACGCCAUUCCUGGAAUGCCUUGUCCUGUUCUUGUCUUGUCUUUGGCCUAACCGCUUCGCCCAAAAUCAUUUGUGGAAGAACCCCUAACCCUUCUCAGCAUUACUCCAUCCACCUUGGUCAGAAGCUCCGUCCACUUUAGGGAAGCCACUUCCAAGGAGGGAUCUAAAUACUUCAGUGGUGUGUCAUUGUCUAUCAGUAAAAAAACAUGACU